This is a messenger RNA of Peromyscus leucopus (white-footed mouse), 1440 nucleotides long. It is a transcript of the gene Lrrc18, whose product is annotated as leucine rich repeat containing 18. The record is from RefSeq and is a predicted model, not a curated record. Gene Ontology annotation, molecular function: protein binding. Lineage: Eukaryota; Metazoa; Chordata; Mammalia; Rodentia; Cricetidae. Bases 342 to 1130 code for a protein of 262 amino acids. The transcript is spliced from 4 exons.
CUCAAAUGGAAUGAUGUUGGAGAGGGUAAAAACCUUUCCUAGUCCACCCCCCAGAUCAUCGGCUAUGAGCUCCAAGGAAGAUUCAUGAUUCCCGCUACCACCCAAGAAGAACGCCAUUACCAAUGGUGAUAAGACACCCCACCAAAAGCUGGCGUCAAGAUUAUGCUAAUUAACUCCAAGUCCCAAGACUCUUGUUGCCUGGUGACAAAGUUGCACAGUGGAAGAGCGUCAGGACAAAAGGCAGAGCUUACCUUCUAGCAGUUUUAUGUGACUUCUUUCUCAAAGUCAUCACCAUCAACUCAGAAAAACCGUCUUCAAAUACACUCCCACACUAAGAGAUCAUGGCUAAGGGUGGGAAAGGCCCCAAGGGCAAAAAGAUCACCCUCAAUGUGGCCAAGAAUUGCAUCAAAAUCACCUUUGAUGGGAAAAAACGCCUUGAUCUGAGCAAGAUGGGAAUCACCACCUUCCCCAAGUGUAUCCUGCGUCUCAACGAGGUUGAUGAGCUCGACCUUAGCCGGAAUCUGAUCAGGAAGAUUCCUGACUCCAUCUCCAAGUUUCAGAACCUGCGAUGGCUAGACCUGCACAGCAACUACAUUGAUAAGCUCCCUGAGUCCAUAGGCCAGAUGACCUCUCUGCUCUUUCUCAACAUCAGUAACAACAGACUGACCACCAAUGGGCUGCCCGUGGAACUGAACCAGCUCAAGAACAUCCGCACCUUGAAUCUUGGCCUCAACCACCUGGACAGUGUGCCCACCACACUGGGGGCACUGAAGGAGCUCCAUGAGGUAGGGCUACAUGACAACCUGCUGAGUACCAUCCCUGGCAGUAUCGCCAAGCUCCCCAAGCUGAAGAAGCUCAACGUAAAGAGGAACCCCUUUCCAAAGUCAGAUGAGUCAGAAAUGUUCGUCGACUCCAUCAAAAGGCUGGAAAACCUCUAUCUGGUCGAUGAGAAGGAUCUGUGCACAACUUGCCUGCAAAAAUGCCAACAGGCCAGGGACAAGCUGAACAAGAUCAAGAGCAUGGCCCCCUCGACACCAAGAAAGGCCAUCUUUUCCAAUUUGGUUUCACCCAACUCAAUGGCCAAGGAUUCCCAGGAAGAUUGGAGGUUGAGCUCAGCAUCCAUCUCCUAGAGUAGCUUAUGGCAAAAACAUGAAGACCCAUCAACUAACAGAAAUAAACGACUCUGAAGAAGAAAAGCCCCAAAUUAGAAGACAGAGUGGCACAGGGAACAUUCUGGAAGACAGGCUCUCCGGUGCUGCCCACGUUACUGAAUUGCUCUAUCAAUUUUACUUUGUUUCCCUUGGUUCUAGGCUACCUGCUUCUGAAAAGGCCUUUGAAAGAUAUUUCAUGUGGUUUUCUGCAUGUAUGUAAAGAGAACAUUUAAGAAAAUUAUACAUAUACAUUAAAGACUCAAAAGUCUGCAUUAAGAAUGAAAAGUCU